Molecule: messenger RNA, 1576 nt
Organism: Pteropus alecto (black flying fox)
Lineage: Eukaryota; Metazoa; Chordata; Mammalia; Chiroptera; Pteropodidae
Gene: PHETA2
Product: PH domain containing endocytic trafficking adaptor 2
Exons: 3
Coding region: 393-1169 (258 amino acids)
Biological process (GO): endosome organization; retrograde transport, endosome to Golgi; receptor recycling
Cellular component (GO): trans-Golgi network; recycling endosome; early endosome
Source: RefSeq, a predicted model, not a curated record
ACCGCGAAACCCAGAGAGCCGCCCAGCCCCGGGGAGCUCCUGAUAGGAGACCCCCGUUUCAGGGCCCACCCGCGGCCGCUGGCCGGUGGGUCCAGCGCCCCAACCCACUGAUUCUCCAACAAAAAACAAUCCGGACAGACGCGGGGCACAGGCCACCCGCCGAGUGUGCGGUCCGAACCUCGCACCCUUGGGAGGGAUUGUGGGGAGCGCCCUAACCAGGCACGCGGCGGGGGAGGAGGGACAGACCCACUCUCCGGACCCCCUCCCUGCGCCGGGUGCUGGGCCCCGGACCGAGGUGCACUGGGAGUCACGUGAUCAAAGGGUUGAGCCCUGUGGCCAGACAAGAGAGGCCCCUGCCUGCGCCUAGCAAGCUCUGCUGUUCUCAUGGGACCAUGAAGCUGAACGAGAGAAGUGUGGCCCACUAUGCACUGAGCAACUCCCCAGCAGACCACACGGGCUUCCUGCGCACUUGGGGGGGGCCAGGGACUCCCCCCACCCACAGUGGCACUGGCCGAAGGUGCUGGUUUGUCCUCAAAGGCAACCUGCUGUUCUCCUUCGAGAGUCGAGAGGCCCGGGCCCCGCUGGGCCUGGUGGUGCUGGAGGGCUGCACGGUGGAGCUGGCCGAGGCUCCUGUGCCCGAGGAGUUUGCCUUCGCCGUCCGCUUCGACGCCCCUGGUGUGCGCCCAUACCUGCUCGCAGCUGAUGGGCCGGCAGCCCAGGAGGCCUGGGUGAAGGCGCUUUCCCGGGCAAGCUUUGGCUACAUGCGCCUAGUGGUGCGUGAGCUGGAGAGCCAGUUGCGUGAUGCCCGCCAGAGCCUAGCCUUGCAUCGCCACUCAUCCAUGAAGGUCGUUACCAGCCGCUGUAAGCCCCAGGCUCCUGACCACUUGCCUUGGGGCCUAGAGAAUGGCCACUGCCUCUCCAGGGAUUGGAGCCCCAUGGGCCUGGUGGAAGAAGGGGGCAGCAGGCCAGCAGGGUGGGGCUUGGCUGAGUGUGAGUUGCAGGGCGCUGCCAGCCUCUUAGGCAGGGGACAGAGCCCCGUGUCCCCUGAGACCUCUUGCUUCUCUACUCUGCACGAUUGGUACGGCCAGGAGAUCCUGGAGCUGAGGCGGAGGUGGCUGCAGAGGACCAAGGAGAGUCAGCCAGAAUGUGAGAAACAGGACAGGCCCUGAGCCUGGGCCCUUAGGGUUCUGCCCUUGUCCUGCUGGUCAGGACAGCAAGGCCAGUGCUUUUUCAGGAGUUUGAUGUUUACUCAUUUCCAAAGUUGCUUUAUUUUCAUGCCAGAUCCUGUCUGAUCUCAGAAGCUAAGCAGGGUCGGGCCUAGUUAGUACUUGGAUGGGAGACCACCUAGGAAGACUGGGUGCUGUAGGCAUAAAAAAACAAACACAAAGUUGCUUUUUUUUAGGGACGCAGUUUUCUCUCCUUCCUGCUUUUUAGGCCCUCUCCAGGUUCCAGAUCCACCCUUGUGCCUGGAGGGGACUGAGGAAUCAUUACUUCUGACCCCUUUAUUUCCCGAGGAGCAAAGAGGAAAGGUGGCUUGCUCAGCAGUCACCAAUGAGGCCCAAGUACCCUGACACUG